GCAUUUCCGGGAAAGUUCUAGCCACUCCCUGCAGUGCUGUCGUGUUAAUGGUCUCGAGGAGGGAGGGGCCACUCAAAGGAAAGAAGGGACUCCACACAAUGGGAGACAGUUUCCAUGACCAGCUAUUGGAGGACAGUCGGUUCCUCAGGACAGACCGUCGACUGGACACUGAACUAGUGGAUAAGCUCAUCCUGCAGCUCAACAGGAUCUACCCACAGAUCCUCACAGACAAGGAGGCCACCAAAUUUAGGGACCUUGAUGUGCCCACCUGCGUCCGACUGGCCGAGCUCCUGGCUCACCUGCAGGGGAAAGGUGAAGAGGCCUGCCGGGAGUUCUACCGGGCGCUUCACCUGCAUGUGGAAGAGGUGUACUUCAGCCUACCAACACGCCUCCGCCUCAGAGAUUCUGUAGACCCGUUCACGAUUACAGCUUCACCCACCCAGCCGAGAUAUGUGCUGAACGACCGAGGUCCUCUGUUCUUCCUCGGUUGUUUCGGUGUUGCGGUGGGGAUGGCUCUACUGUAUUACUAUGGCGAGGCCAAAGUAACAGGGGGAAGCAGGGCUCUUGGCAUGGCUGCUCUUGGACUGGGCCGACGAGCCAGAGAGGUUCUCAUAUGGCACGCUGAAGACCCCAUCAGGAAGUAGUCUGUGUGUCUCCACUACCACAGCAAAACAAGCACUCCAAAGGUGUUUCCCGGACAUCUAUAACACACUACACAAAUACCCUUUUCACAUUACAAUGCCAACCUGAACCAAACUGUGCUGGUUACAACAACUAUGGUCGAUGAGUAACUGGGCCAGUUGAUUACAGCUUGGUUUGGCUCAGUUCAGUUUGUCUCAGUGGUGUGAAAAGCCAGGGGGUUACAAUUUUGUACAUACUGUAUAUAGCAGUCUUUUGGCUUUAGGAAUCAGUUUUUUUGUUGUUGUUGACAAUUUGUCAUACAGCAACUGGUUUUCUUAUGAACUUUCAUUGUCUUCAUAAUGGUUAGAUAUUAGACAUGCGUCUUCUCUAGUGAAAGGGACUAUUAAUCACACUAAAGCUCUGUUACUGAACAGCAUCUUGUCAAGAGCCAGCCUCCUUCCGUUGUUGUUCUUUUGGUGGGGUUUGGACACCGUGUACAGAAACCAAUGAACCAGACUUACUUUAAAUAAACCUUUCCUACUGAA
Messenger RNA from Salmo salar (Atlantic salmon), 1166 nucleotides. RefSeq names its product caspase recruitment domain-containing protein 19. The record is from RefSeq and is a predicted model, not a curated record. Lineage: Eukaryota; Metazoa; Chordata; Actinopteri; Salmoniformes; Salmonidae. Gene Ontology annotation, cellular component: mitochondrion.